Phaedon cochleariae (mustard beetle) is the source of this 1161-nucleotide messenger RNA. Lineage: Eukaryota; Metazoa; Arthropoda; Insecta; Coleoptera; Chrysomelidae. The record is from the annotation of a GenBank genome assembly.
AUGAAUAAGUAUGGCUUUUGUGAUAUUUCUAAUUAUAAAGUUAGUGUACCUGAACCCAUCCAACAAGACUUUGACAAAUCAAUGAUAGAUAAAGAUAUACUUAACUAUAUUAACACUACUGCUUUCGAGGGUCCUGAUUCAGAUUCAGAAGAUGAUGCAAUAUUGAAACUCAAUGAUUCUGACACUGAUGAAAUCAAUGAAUUCGAUGAUGACGAUAUUUCAUUAGAUGGCGCUAAUCUCACUGUGUCAACGCUAAAAGUUAAUGAUUUGAAAAUUCUAAAGAAAGAAUUUAGUGACGUAAAUGAGACGAAAUUUGAAUUAUUGACACGAAAAGGAGUAUUCCCAUAUGACUAUGUCGAUAAUGUGGAAAGAUUGGAUGAAUCCGAGUUGCCAAGUAUUCAAAAUUUCUAUAACAAAUUGAACGAUACAAAUAUUUCGGACGACGAUUACGCGCACGCGCAAAAAGUUUGGGAAUCUUUCGAGCUGAAAUCGCUGGAAGAAUAUAGCGACCUAUAUAUGCGGACCGAUAUUCUUCUUCUUGCUGACGUCAUGGAAAAUUUCCGUGCGUCAUCCCUCAAGACCUAUGGCCUCGAUCCUGCUUGGUAUUACACCAUGCCCGGCUAUACUUGGGACUGCAUGCUCAAGUAUACUGGGUGUAAGCUGCAAAUCAUCAAAGAUAUCGACAUGGUGAUGUUUGUGGAGCAGGCGAUAAGAGGAGGAGUAUCGGUUUGUUGCAAUAGGUACUUUUCUAAAGAUUUCAUGACAGAAUUCAUAAGAGUAUAUAGGGAACAUACAUCUUUAUGGAAAAUCAAGUCUAAAGCGUACAUGAAUAAGAAUUUGAAGAAUGUAGGAAUAACACAAUUGAUUGAAGUGUGCAAGCAAUUCCAAAUAAUGGAGGCGGAUAAGAACUUCGUUAUGAAAAAAAUGCAAUCAAUUCGUGGAUCAUUCAGGAAGGAGUUGAAAAAAAUUAAAGAUUCGCAAAGAAGUGGGGCAUCAGCAGAUGACAUUUACCAACCAACAUUAUGGUACCUUGAAUUAUUACAGUUUACAAUUGAUCAAGAAACAGCUACAGACAGUAUUUCGAAUAUGGAGAGUUCAACCAGCGAAGUUGGUGAUUCUUGUAAAGAAAGGCAAGACCAGCAAAGCAAUAAUGCAGCUUGA